Brugia malayi is the source of this 333-nucleotide messenger RNA. RefSeq lists its product as uncharacterized. Lineage: Eukaryota; Metazoa; Nematoda; Chromadorea; Rhabditida; Onchocercidae. The transcript has 3 exons. The record is from RefSeq and is a predicted model, not a curated record. Bases 1 to 333 code for a protein of 110 amino acids.
AUGCUUGAAAAGAAUGAAAAGUGGGGAUAUGAAGAAUUAUUUGCCUUAAAGAGUUCAACAGCCUAUAUAAAAGGUACGCAUAUGACAUUUGUAGGGCGGCUCAGAGUUGCCGCUGCAGUUGGUACUGGUAAAAAAGAUGGUAUAGAAAGAUGUGAAACUAUGGUCAGAGAAGAGACUGCCGUAAUUAAUGUUGAUGCAGGUGUUGAUGCAAUGAAGAUUAGAAUGGAACCUAGAUCAACAUGCACAACAAGUAGUGGGUCAUCAGUUCGUCUUGGCAUGGGCGACUUCAUUUUCAUUAGUUUGCUGGUAGAUAAAAGCCUCCGCGACACGUAG